Molecule: messenger RNA, 267 nt
Organism: Botrytis deweyae
Lineage: Eukaryota; Fungi; Ascomycota; Leotiomycetes; Helotiales; Sclerotiniaceae
Exons: 1
Coding region: 1-267 (88 amino acids)
Source: RefSeq, a predicted model, not a curated record
AUGCAUUGGGGGCUGAUUAAAUCUCGAGCUGUUAUUGCUGUUGCUGUUGACAUUGUUGUCGGUAUUGAUUUUGAGGUUAUUGAUGUUGAUGAUAAUGAUGAUGAUAAUGGUGAUGAUGAUGAUGUUGAUGUUGUUGUUGUUGUCAAGAAUGGAAAUGGAAAUGGAAAUAGAAAUGUUCACUGGCGCUGGUCAUCGAUACCUACCUACCUGUCGCACAGACACUUUAGCUGGGAGUACGGUAGGUUGUAUGAUCGCACGGUACUUUGA